GCCCUGUGUCCACACUGCCAUAUAUCCCAGUUCAAAGCAGAUCAUGUGGAAGGGGCUUGACACAGGCAUACUCAAACUCCAGCCGUCCACCAGUUUGGGCCUCCAACUCCCAGAAUUCCUGACCAUUGAAGAAUCUGGCAAGGGCUGCUGGGAGUUGGAGGCCCAAGGCCCAGGGCCUACUUUGGCGCCUUUUUUUCUUAUUCCCUGUCAGGAGGCCUUUGGCGUUUCCCUUAGUCUCAGGGGCCGCUUGCUGAUUGGUUGGAGGGCGGGGAGGGGGCGGGGCUCCGUUCCUUGCCCCGCUUUGGCCUCCGGCGAAGGAAGGGAGGGAAACCAUGGCGCCCAGCGAGGAGGACGGGAACGGCUCGGCGGAGGAGAAAGAGAACAGCAAGAAGGCGGUGCGGCGGGGAGGCGCCAUCACGACGGCUUGGCUGAUUUUCUAUAACAUCACGAUGACGGCCGGGUGGCUGGUGUUGGCUAUUGCCAUGGCACGGUUUUACCUGGAAAAAGGCACAUACAAAGGCUUAUAUAAAAGCAUUCAAAAGACACUUAAAUUUUUCCAGACUUUUGCUUUACUUGAGAUAAUCCACUGUGCAGUUGGAGUAGUGCACACAUCGGUGCUUGUGACUGGGGUCCAAGUGUGUUCCAGGAUCUUCAUGGUGUGGUUUAUUACACAUAGUAUUAAGCAGAUCCAGAAUGAGGACAGCGUUAUUAUUUUUCUGGUCGUAUGGACUGUGACAGAGAUUACUCGAUAUUCCUUCUACACAUUCAAUAUGCUUAACCACUUACCAUACUUCAUAAAAUGGGCCAGGUACAAUUUUUUCAUCAUCUUAUAUCCAGUAGGAGUUGUUGGUGAGCUUCUAACUAUUUAUGCUGCCUUACCCUAUGUGAAGAAAUCGGGCAUUUUUUCAGUGAGACUUCCCAACAAAUAUAAUGUCUCUUUUGACUAUUACUACUUCCUUCUCAUCAUCAUGGCCUCCUAUAUACCAUUGUUUCCACAACUGUACUUUCACAUGCUCCGUCAAAGAAGAAAAGUACUUCACGGUGAAGUGAUUGUAGAAAAGGACGAUUAAAACAACCCUUGCUAUCCAUGGUGCUUUUCAAAGUAACAAACCAAAUCUGUAACAAGUUGCACAAGUCCAGAUUUGACGUAUUGGAGCAAGAAUAACCAGUCCAUGCAACCAACAAAGGUCCUUAAUUUUGCAAUACCAAUAUUGCAAAUAAUACAAAUGCUAAUGUUUUCUGAUUCAACUUUUCAACUUUACAUUUGUCUUUUGUGUUUCUCCCCUGUUCUUUUAAAUAAAUUAUUUGGUUCCAAAUACACAUAGACAGACACAUGAAAAGAAAUGUUUGGUCAUUGCACAUCCUAGAACACUUUUGUCAGAACUUGUAUGGGGAGUCAAACUAAAUUGGGAAGCUAUUCUGAAAAUGGUCAUUCAUUGAUUUUUCAUCAUGAUUCUUGUCUGAGCUGUGUCUGGGGGAGAGGUACGCAAGUCACUUCUGUACUUGACCAUAGCUGGGUAUCUUUGUUUCUACAGGAGCCUCUCGAUUCUUUAACAGAUUUUGUUAUAGAAAGCUCCCAAACAUUCGAAUGGCAUUUCAGGGGCAAGAAAGAAAGGUUGGUGAUGGUAAAAAAAAAUCUGGUGCAUAUGAAACAUCUUAAAUACCACAUUGGAUCCUGACCUGUAUUUUUACUUUAAAAUUUGGGCUGUGGUUUACAGUAUUUUUUCUCUCUGUUCGUAGUAUUUAAUGGGACUUCAUAAACCAUGUCUUCAUCUUUGUAUUUUUUUAAAACCACACACUUACAUUAAUUGCGAUAAUUUCACUGAUUGCAUAUAAUUUGGAUGGUUUUUAAAAGCGUCUCCUUGAAAAUAACAAACUGUGCUCUUUGUAAAUUGGGGUGACACAAUGCUAUUUCGGUCCUAAAUGCCUGAGCGACCUAAGAACCUUUUCUAGAAGGAAAGGAAUGAGUUCAUGGAUGUGAGCAUCAUAUUCUUGAAUCACAGAAUAAUGUUUUAAAAGUUCAUUGGUCCAAAUAAUUAAUUCUAUCCUCUUUUUAAGACAGCAGGUGCAACUUUGCGUAUGGGUAGAAGAGUUUAUAGGGGGGAAAUGGUUUGUUAUUGCAUAGACAAAAGACAAUAUGUGAUGUAAACAUUUUGGGUUACUUCAUUAUGGAGUGGCUAUUUAAUUAUUGACCCUUAUAUAUGUCCGUCCUGUUAAAAUCUUUUCAGAUAGGUUCCCAGAAACUAAUUUGGCUUCAAGUGGGCUUUGGAUUUUUCAAAAAAGAGCUUCCUUUUUGACAUAGUUUUGAUACUAGUCCUGCCCAUGUUCCACAUGAUACUGUAGACCCAUUGAUGACUGUCCUCCAUGAAUUCACUUUUUAAAGGCAUAUACUGUGUCAUUAUGCCUUAAUAUAAAACUAUGAUCAGUAGAACCUGUGUAAAACGAAAGGGAAAUAUGCCAUAUAUAUGGGGAGUGGGUGGGCUUGAGCAUCUCUUUCCACCAUCUUCAAUCUCCCAUUCAUCUUAAAAUAUGUGUCCAGAGACUCAGGAGAAAACAUCUAAACUGGGAGAGCUGCUAUUUGGAGAGAGAGCUUGUCAUGAUGUGAAGCACCUUCUGCUUGUGCAAUGGCACUUUUAAAUCCAGUGGUCUGAGGAUUUGACUUGUUGUGGAAAAUUUUCUUCAAAUUACUCAACUUUAUGUACACAAGCAGUAUAUAUGGGAUUUUAGCUAAAUGUAUGUGGAAGAUACAUUUUUAUUUUAUUUUCUUCCUAAAAGCAAUUGUUAGAUUUUUUUCUACAAUACAAUGAUCAAAGGUGCUCUAACAGUUUACUUCAUAAUAUAUAUAGUUUAAAAAUAUAGUUAAUAUACAAACUCGACCAUGCUUAGUUUAAAGCAAUGGUUCUCAACCUGUAGAUCUCCAGGUGUUAUGGCCUACAACUCCCAGAAAUCCCAGCCAGUUUACCAGUGGUUAGGCUUUCUGGGAGCUGAAAGCAAAAACAUCCGGGGACCUACAAGUUGAGAACCACUGGUUUAAAGGAUUUUUUUUUGCAACAUCAGUUUGCAGUCAUUGUUUAAACUUGACUUUUCUUUGAAGAGUUCCAAUUACUCAUUAUAAAAUAUCCAGGCAGCUCUUUGGUGUAUGUUUCUGAAUUAGCACAGGGAAGAACUAUAUUGGAGAAUUUGCUUUUUUAUGGUUAAUAUAGUUUUCUUCUAGCCUUUCAACAUGAUUAUAUUCUAUGCCUCAUCCUGUAAGUCUUGUAGAUCUAAUUUGGGUCUGUUUGCGACUGUUCUUUGAAUUCAGAUAUUUGAUUCUCAUGUGUGCUAUUGUUAAAUCUGAGGAUGUUGUCUGGUAAACAAGUAAAUAUUGUAGGUAUUUUUUUACCAUUUUGUACAUCCAAUAUUAAACAAUACAAUUUCUUGCA
This is a messenger RNA of Anolis carolinensis (green anole), 3422 nucleotides long. It is a transcript of the gene hacd1, whose product is annotated as 3-hydroxyacyl-CoA dehydratase 1. The transcript is spliced from 7 exons. Gene Ontology annotation, molecular function: 3-hydroxyacyl-CoA dehydratase activity. The record is from RefSeq and is a predicted model, not a curated record. Gene Ontology annotation, cellular component: endoplasmic reticulum membrane. Bases 333 to 1070 code for a protein of 245 amino acids. NCBI's taxonomy places the organism in Eukaryota, Metazoa, Chordata, Lepidosauria, Squamata, Anolidae. Gene Ontology annotation, biological process: sphingolipid biosynthetic process; fatty acid elongation; very long-chain fatty acid biosynthetic process.